Messenger RNA from Lingula anatina, 1168 nucleotides. RefSeq lists its product as uncharacterized. The record is from RefSeq and is a predicted model, not a curated record. NCBI's taxonomy places the organism in Eukaryota, Metazoa, Brachiopoda, Lingulata, Lingulida, Lingulidae.
AUGCAUCUGUUUAGCAAUGAUGGACUAGAUCAUGUGCCUGUCAAUGUGAAUCUGAUUGGAGCGCCUGCACCGCUUCUUGUGGUGGUGGACUGCAGACUAGAAGAUGUAGUGACACCAGCAUCGUCACGCGGGUGUGCAACCCUCAAGCUUGUGCUAGAUACAAGAGUGCCGGAACCUCUUGGGUUCUGGCCGCUGCAAAUCAACACUGAGGGACGGGAUUGUAGUCGUCAUGGCAACAACGCUGAUGUCCAAGGUGUAUCAUUUAAUCGUGAAAGCUACGAUGACGCAUAUAGCUCUGCAAAAUUUGCGGGAACGGCUACUUCUUUUCUUACAAUUCCGAAUGAAGGUGCCACAUUGGAGACUCUCUCGUUUACGUACGUCGCCUUUGUGAGAAUCUUCGCUGAAGAUGCGAAGUAUAAUGGGCCCCUGUUUAAUUUCCAAAUUGAAGAGAAUGGUCUCUUCAGCAAGUACGGCACUCAUGUAUGGUUUACGGGAUCAAAUAAUCUGUUUGUCCGUUUGAUGAUCGCACAGCCGUAUAAGUUCCUCGGCUACUAUUCACGUCCGGUAUUCUCAGGCUCCACUUGGGUUCAUGCCGCUGUUUCCUACGACUACACCACCGGGCUGUACCAUAUAUACAAGAACGGCGUUGAAUUGGGGGAGUCAAAUGUCGGCCAACACAUCCAUACUACUAGCGGCUCUGUACGUAUUGGCGCACGUCACAUAUCUGCUAAGGACGGCCGCUACUUCAAGGGAGCCAUGAAGUGCGUGCAGUGGUUUGGUGAGGUACUCACCGCAGAGCAGAUUCAGGAGACCAUGCGCGCUUGCGAUAAUCCUGUGCCCUGUCGUGGUUAGUUCACGGAACUGUUUCAACUUAAUCCUGAAAUAUUAUUAUUAUUUCUUUUUAAGCUGAAAUCUUAUCUUGAAUCACGAUAAAGAAGUUGUAGUCUAUGAAGAAUGAAAUUUGUUAGUGUUUUCUUUCUUAUGCAUAUUAAACAAAUUUUGGAAUAAUUGCAGUGUGGUGAACAAUAUUCAAAAAGAGGGUAGGUAGACAUAUUGGUAUUGUAUUUAAAGUGUUCUGUUCCAUUUUUAAUUCUUCAUAUCUAAUUUUUAGAAAUAUCUGUAGUCUUAGCUGACUGAUCAUUGAAUUAAAUAAAUUCUGAGCAGGCGA